GGCGCGCGCGAGUGACGUCACGGCAAGCGUCCGGAGGCCAAGUGGUGGGGAGCCCGACGUUCAGGGCCGCGGGUCCUGGAGGCUGUGCUGUGGCUCCGGCGCCAUGUUCGGCUCCAGUCGCGGCGGUGUGCGUGGCGGGCAGGACCAGUUCAAUUGGGAGGAUGUAAAGACUGACAAGCAGAGGGAGAACUACCUGGGCAACUCUCUGAUGGCGCCAGUAGGCCGCUGGCAAAAGGGCCGCGACCUCACCUGGUACGCGAAGGACCGCGCGCCGUGUACCGGCCCGAGCCGUGAGGAAGAGCUGGCGGCCGUGCGCGAGGCGGAGCGUGAGGCGCUGCUGGCCGCACUCGGUUACAAGAACGUGAGGAAGCAGCCCACCGGCCUGAGCAAGGAGGACUUCGUGGAGAUCUGCAAACGGGAAGGAGGCGACCCCGAGGAGAAGGGCGUGGACCGGCUUCUAGGCCUGGGCAGCGCCAGUGGCUCCGCGGGCCGUGUGGCGCUAUCCCGAGAAGAUAAAGAGGCUGCCAAGCUUGGGCUGUCAGUGUUCACGCACCACCGCGUGGACAACGAAGGCCCAAGCACUGCCCCAUCUGCUACCAAGAAGAAGCCUCGCGCUGAGGACAAGGUCGAACUGGAUGCAGAGAGCCAUAAGAAAAGCAAGAAAGAAAAGAAGAAAAAGAAAAAGAAACACAAGAAACACAAGAAGAAGAAAGACAAAGAACACAAGAGGGAGGCAGACAGCUACUCGUCAUCUCCCUCUCCUGCCCGGCCCAGACGCCAGAGACAUUCUGACUUCUCCCCCUGCUCUAAGAGGAAGCGGGAACAUAGCCAGGACAAUGGAAGGAGCCCACCCCGCAGACGACAAGACAGAGGCUCUGAUGACUGAGAAUGUGGCUAGACCAGAGGACACCAGAGUCCUGGUUGCCCUGAGCUGAGACCCUGCCCACCACUGAGCUCUAGGGGCUCUAUAAAGAGGGC
Messenger RNA from Acomys russatus (golden spiny mouse), 978 nucleotides. RefSeq names its product chromosome 25 C1orf35 homolog (gene C25H1orf35). NCBI's taxonomy places the organism in Eukaryota, Metazoa, Chordata, Mammalia, Rodentia, Muridae. The transcript has 7 exons. The coding region runs from base 104 to 886 and encodes 260 amino acids. The record is from RefSeq and is a predicted model, not a curated record.